Lagopus muta (rock ptarmigan) is the source of this 1178-nucleotide messenger RNA. RefSeq names its product pulmonary surfactant-associated protein A-like. Lineage: Eukaryota; Metazoa; Chordata; Aves; Galliformes; Phasianidae. Bases 193 to 861 code for a protein of 222 amino acids. The record is from RefSeq and is a predicted model, not a curated record. The transcript has 6 exons.
AUCUUCAUUUUACUGUCACCAUCAGGCCUGAGGAGCAGCUCGCUGCAGAAGUUUUUCAGAGCUGUAAGUACUUCGGAAGUCUGCAGCCACUUGGAAACAGAACAAUUAAUGUCUGCAUUGCAUUGAAUUUUCUGCUACCUGUGUCAUUCCCAAAGCACAGCAGCAUUCAUGAGCAAGCUUCCCUGAGCAACCAUGUUGUCUUACUCAUUCUGCAUGAUUGUAGCAGCAGUUGCUUUACUAAUGCCUUGCCAUGCACAAAACUGUGCAGGAGCUCCUGAGCUACCCAGUAUCCCUGGAGUUAGUGGACUGCCUGGUCUGGGAGGUCUCAAUAGAUAUUUAGGAAGUCUACUGCAGCCUUACAGAAAAGAGAAACUUACUGAACGUCAGUGGUUACAAAGGCAGCAAGAUCUAUCUACUUCUUUUGACGAUGAACUCCGCAAUGUUUUACUGAAUCUAAGACAACGACUUUUCCAGCUAGAAGGAGUGCUUGCUUUGAAUGGGAAAAUAACAAAAGUAGGAGAGAAAAUAUUUGCCAGCAAUGGAAAGGAAGUCAAUUUUUCAUCUGCCCUAGAAUCCUGUGAAGAGACUGGAGGAACUCUUGCAACUCCCAUGAAUGAGGAGGAGAAUAAAGCUAUUAUGGGCAUUGUGAAACAGUAUAACCGAUACGCUUACUUGGGUAUUAAAGAGAGUGACACUGCAGGUCAAUUUAAGUACAUGAAUGGCCAACCUCUGAAUUAUACCAACUGGCAACAGUAUGAGCCUAAUGGCAAAGGGACAGAAAAAUGUGUAGAGAUGUACACUGACGGAAAGUGGAAAGACAGAAAAUGCAACCUGUACCGCCUCACAAUCUGUGAAUAUUAGAGAAUGACCUUUCAAGCACCUGAGAACGAACAUGGAGACCAUGAAAUACCCUGUUUCAUUCAGACUGAUGCAAUUUCUGCAAUUAUUCUAUGUCACAAAAUCUAAAAUGAAUCAUAUUACUAUAUAUUUUUAUGCUUAAGAAAAUGCCAAAUGUAGAAGGUGAUUAACUUACUUAAUUAAAAUGUGCAUAAUCUGAUGUACUUGUCUCUCUUUUUGGAGAGCUGAAAGCUCAGAAUUCAUUGGUCACAACAGACUGUCCCUCUCCACUAGGGACAGGGUCUACAUGAAAAUUAGAGGAAAAUUGCAAGGAUAGGAUU